AUGGCUCAAUCCGUCCCACCAGGAGACAUCCAAACCCAACCAAACGCCAAGAUCGUCUUCAAUGACACCAACAACGACCGUAUCACCGUCGAGUGGACCAACACCCCAGACGGAGCUGCCAAGCAAUUCCGCCGCGAGUGGUUCCAAGGAGACGGUAUGGUUCGUCGCAAGAAACUCCCAAUCGAGUACAACCCAUAA
Caenorhabditis briggsae is the source of this 198-nucleotide messenger RNA. The record is from RefSeq and is a predicted model, not a curated record. The coding region runs from base 1 to 198 and encodes 65 amino acids. NCBI's taxonomy places the organism in Eukaryota, Metazoa, Nematoda, Chromadorea, Rhabditida, Rhabditidae. The transcript has 2 exons.